GCCUAGCAUUACACUUCUGCCAAUCGGCGAUAACUAGACUGCAUAUCGGACCAAUGAAAGAUUACGGGGCUGGGUCACAUGUGCUGUUGCUAGGGUAUAGCUUCUACCUUGUUACCAAAGAUUCUGCUUGUUACUAUCACAAGCUAACCAAUCAAAUGUGUAUCAACAUUCCUCUUGUGAAGCGAGAAUUUGAGCCUUUCGAUUGGCUGAAAAGACUACGUGAAGACCGCCCACCGGUUUCAACUGUAUCCUAAUUGGGCUGUGUAGCAGCCACUCUAGCUGUACAUGUUAGUUAGGUGCAGUUGAAAUUGGCUGAGAGAGUCAGACACAGAACUGAACAUUGGCGUUGAUUUCGACUGUAACCAGUUUUAGUUUUUUUGUUUAUUUUAUCCUUUACUUUUAGGGCAUCGAUAUCGUGGUGUGUCUUUAUUUUAUUUUGUAUUUUUCACCACAAAAGUCAACAGGAUGGAACUUAAUUCUCUUUUAAUUCUCCUUGAGGCUGCAGAAUACUUGGAAAGAAGAGACAGAGAGGCAGAACAUGGUUACGCUUCUGUUUUACCGUACAAUAGCGACUUUUCCAGAAAGAAAACGAAAGCAUCACCAAUUUCAAGAAAAACUCAGAACAAUAGGUCGUCGCACAAUGAACUGGAGAAACAUAGACGUGCCAAACUGCGUCUGUACUUGGAGCAGCUGAAGCAGCUUGUGCCUUUGGGUCCAGACAGCACCAGACACACCACACUGAGCCUGCUCAAACGGGCCAAGAUGCACAUCAAGAAGCUGGAAGAGCAGGACAGGAAGGCCCUGAAUGUGAAGGAGCAGCUGCAGAGAGAGCACCGCUACCUCAAACGGCGUCUGGAACAGCUGUCUGUGCACGGCGUCGAGCGCAUCCGCACCGACAGCAUGGGCUCCACCAUCUCCACCGACUCUGAGCAAGAUGUGGACAUCGAGGGCAUGGAGUUCACCCCCGGCGAGGGUGACAGUGUGGACAGUGUGAGCGACGUGGAGGACCACUACAGCCUGCAGAGCAGCUCCAGCGACGGCAGCUACGUACAUUCCCACAGACACCAGCCUCACGUCUGCUAGGCCCCUCCACCGCUGCCGCCGCCGCCGCCUCCAUCCACACGGCCACCAGCGGCCGGGCCUGGGCCCCAGCUUCAGGAAAGCAGCCUUUCUGCCCGCCCCGCCCCACUCCACCCCUCCCGACCACAAGCCCAGUCCCCCCGCGCCUGCAGCUCCGCUCCGAUCCAUCACAA
Molecule: messenger RNA, 1253 nt
Organism: Alosa alosa (allis shad)
Lineage: Eukaryota; Metazoa; Chordata; Actinopteri; Clupeiformes; Clupeidae
Gene: mxd4
Product: MAX dimerization protein 4
Exons: 6
Coding region: 466-1083 (205 amino acids)
Biological process (GO): regulation of transcription by RNA polymerase II
Molecular function (GO): DNA-binding transcription factor activity, RNA polymerase II-specific; protein dimerization activity; RNA polymerase II cis-regulatory region sequence-specific DNA binding
Source: RefSeq, a predicted model, not a curated record